This is a messenger RNA of Danio rerio (zebrafish), 4123 nucleotides long. NCBI's taxonomy places the organism in Eukaryota, Metazoa, Chordata, Actinopteri, Cypriniformes, Danionidae. The record is from RefSeq and is a predicted model, not a curated record.
GAAGUUGUAUGCGGAAGCACGUCAGUGCGCCGACGCGGGAAACACACGUCUUGGUUCAUCUCGAAGUUAAAUCACUGGUCCAAAAUGUCAAAGAUUGAGAAGAUGAGUAUUCUGGGAGUGAGGAGUUUUGGAGUGGAGGAUAAAGAUAAACAAGUGAUCUCCUUCUUCAGCCCUCUCACGGUGCUUGUGGGACCUAAUGGAGCUGGCAAAACGACCAUCAUUGAGUGUCUCAAGUACAUCACAUCAGGAGACUUUCCACCAGGAAGUAAAGGAAACACUUUUGUCCAUGAUCCCAAAGAUGCUCAUGAGACUGAUGUACGGGCACAGAUCAGACUCCAGUUUAGAGAUGUGAAUGGAGAUGCUGUGGCUGUGCAAAGAUCUAUGCAGUGCACACAGAAAGGCAAGAAAACAGAAUUCAAAACGCUUGAGGGCGUCAUUACGAGAAUAAAGCAUGGUGAGAAAGUAAGCCUGAGCUCUAAAUGUGCUGAGAUAGACCGUGAGAUGAUCUCUUCCCUGGGCGUCUCCAGAGCUGUUCUCAACCAUGUCAUCUUUUGCCACCAAGAAGAGUCCAACUGGCCUCUCAGUGAAGGGAAAGCCCUCAAGCAGAAGUUUGAUGAGAUUUUCUCAGCCACAAGGUACAUUAAGGUGCUGGAGACCUUGCGGACGCUGAGGCAGAAGCAGACCAACACUGUUAAAUCCUGCCAGAUGGAGCUCAAGUACCUGAAACAGAACAAAGAUAAAGCCCAAGAGAUUCGAGAGCUGCUUUCCACCAAAGAAACUCAGCUAGCUUCCUCCAAAGAGAGUGUCAAUCGCAUCGAGGGUCAGAUUGACCCUCUGGAGAGACGACUAAAUGACAUAGAAAGCAGCCUCGGCAAAGUGAUGAAAUUGGACAACGACAUCAAAGCUCUGGACAGUAGGAAGAAACAGAUGGAGGAUGAUAACCGGGAGCUAGAGGAAAAGAUGGAACAGGUGUUUCAGGGCUCAGAUGAUCAGCUACAGGACAUGUAUCAGAAUCACCAGCGCACCGUGAAAGAGAAGGAAAAAAGACUUGUAGAGUGCCAACGUGAGCUUGAAAGGGCUGGUCGAGAAUGCCAGAGGAUGAACCGCAUCAAGUCUGAGCUGCUAGUGGAGCAAGGUCGUCUGCAGUUGGAGGCAGAUAGACACACACAGAACAUUAAAAAGAGAGACACCCAGGUAAAGACUUUGGCGUCUUUCCUGGAGUUGGAGGGCUAUGAUCGAACGCCACUUAGUGAGCGACAACUCCAAAGCUUUUACAGACAAAUCAAAGAAAGACUGGACCAGGACUCGGAAGCCCUCAACCAAACUAUGCAUGACAUGCAGCAGAAAGAGACCCAGAAACAGCACAACAUUGAUGAUCUCCGGGAUAAAAAGACAGGUCUAGAGAGAACCAUUGAGCUAAAGAAAGACCUACAGGCCAAAAAGCAACAAGAACUGAAGAAUAUCAAGUCUGACCUUCAAAAACUGGAGGGCUCCUCCAACAGACUGCAAGAGCUGGACACUGAGCUUCAGAAAGCGGAGCGUGAGCUUGAUAAUGCUGUGCAGGCCUGUACAGUGGACAGUCUGAAGGUCGAGGUAACUGAACUACUGAAGGAAAAGGCUCAACUGGAUCAGGCACAGCGCAAACUGGACCAAGAGAUGGAAAUGCUCAACACACACACCACGGCACGUGCACAGAUGGACAUGAUGAAGAAAACCAAGAUGGACAAAGAGGAGCAGGUGAGGAAGAUCAAGUCGAGACAUAAUGAAGAGCUGGUGUCUCUGCUGGGACACUUUCCAAACAAGAAAGAGCUGGAGGACUGGAUCUACUCCAAAUCCAGAGAGAUCAAAUCCACUAGAGAGCAGAUCACCAAAAUGAAUAAAGAGCUUGCAUCUGGAGAACAGAAGAAGAGUCAUUACACUGCAGAAAUCAAACGAAAAGAAGAGCAGCUGGCCAAAUAUGAAGAGAGACUUUUUAAUGUUUGUGGAAGCCAGGAUUUCCAGUCAGACUUAAGCAAACUGGAGGAUGAGUUGGAAAAGUGCUCCAAACAGAGAGCCAUGUUGGCAGGUGCCACAGCUGUGUACAGUCAGUUCAUCAGUCAGCUGACGGAGGAAGGUGACCCAUGCUGCCCCGUAUGUCAGCGCGUGUUCCCAUCAGAGGCGGAGCUCCAGGACGUCAUUAAUGACAUGCAGUCCAAACUGCGGCUUGUCCCAGACAAGCUGAAGAAUACGGAGCAUGACUUGAAGAGGAAGGAGCGCAGACGUGAUGAAAUGAUGACACUGAAGCCCAUCAGGCAGUCCUUAGUGGAGCUCCAAGAGAAAGAGCUACCAGAGUUAAGAAAUCAACUCCAGCGUGUGAAUCGGGACAUUGAGAAACUGAAAGGAGACAUCGAGGAGCAGGAGACAUUGCUGUGCACGCUGGUGUCUGAGGAGGAGACAGCCAAAGCCUGUCUGCAGGACAUCUCUCUCAUGGAUCGCUUUCAGCUUGAUCUAAAGGAUGUAGAGAGGAAGAUUGCUCAACAUGCAGCCAAGUUGCAGGGAGUUGACCUCAGUCGCACCAUGCAGCAGGUCAGCCAGGAGAAACAGGAGACUCAACACCGCCUGGACACUACUUCCAGUAAGAUCGAGCUAAAGAGGAAACUAAUUCAGGACCAGCAGGAGCAGAUCCAGGCCUUGAGGAGCAGUGUGAACGAGAUUCGUGGAGAAAAGCUGCAGAUCUCCAGCAACAUGCAGAAGCGUCAGCAGUUGGAGGAGCAGUGUGUGGAGUUCUCCACCGAGAUCCAGACACUCCACAGGGACAUUCGAGAUGCAAAGGAGCAGGCCUCUCCUCUAGCUGCUACUUUGGAGAAGCUCCAGCAGGAGAAACAGGACCUCGUUGAGCGCAGGAGGAAAAAACAGGAGGAAGGACAGGAAAAGAUAAAUGCGAUUAAGGAAAAAAUGAAAAACAUCACCCUCUUUGAAAAAGAGAUCACCAAGUACAUUGAAGAGGGCAAAGACAGCUACAAAGAGCAAAAAGAAACUGAACUACAGGAGAUGGACAAACAACUACAUGAGGCCGAAAAACAGCGGGAGAAGACCAAUAAAGACAUGGGCAACAUCCGACAAGACAUUGACACUCAGAAGGUUCAAGAGCGCUGGCUGCAGGACAACUUGACUCUACGAAAGCGCGUGGAGGAGCUGAAAGAGGUGUCCAGAAAACGAGAGGCCUUAAUUAAGGAAAUGGGCAACAUGCAAGUCCUGCAGCUGCGCAAUGAGCGACGAGAAGUAGAGCGAAAGUUGGAGGACCUAAAAAAGAACCGCAGUGUGGCGCUUGGUCGACAGAAAGGCUACGAGGAUGAGAUCCUCCGCUUUCGUAAAGAACUCAAUGAGGAUCAAUAUUGCCGGGCCGAGGAUCUCUACAGAGACAAAAUGAUUGUGAUGAGAACAACAGAGCUGGCCAAUAAAGACCUGGACAUCUACUAUAAAGCCCUAGACCAAACAAUAAUGAGGUUUCACAGCAUGAAGAUGGAGGAGAUUAAUAAAAUCAUCAGAGAUUUGUGGCGGAGCACAUACAGAGGACAAGACAUCGAGUAUGUAGAGAUUCGCUCUGAUGUGGAUGAGAAUGCAUCUGCUGGUGUGAAGAGAAGGACCUAUAACUAUAGAGUGGUAAUGGUGAAAGGAGACGCAGCCUUGGACAUGCGGGGUCGAUGCAGUGCUGGACAAAAGGUUCUCGCCUCUCUUAUAAUCCGAUUGGCUCUAGCUGAGACAUUCUGCCUGAACUGUGGGAUUCUGGCACUGGAUGAGCCCACUACCAACUUAGACAGGGAGAAUAUAGAGUCUUUGGCACAUGCACUUGUGGAAAUUAUCAAAAGUCGCUCUCGUCAGCGCAACUUCCAGCUGCUUGUCAUCACUCAUGACGAGGAUUUCGUGGAGCUCCUGGGAAGAUCCAACUAUGUGGAGCAUUUCUACAGGAUCAGGAAGAACCAGGAUCAGUGCUCAGAGAUCAGCAAAUGCAGUAUCAACAGCCUCAACUCCUACCUGCACUGAUGUCAGAUCAGAUGAGAGAGGAAAGAGAUGUUUUCAGAGGUGACAUGUUCAAAGUUCAGUUAGCACAGGUGCACAGCUGUCUUGUACUUUAAAAAAAAAA